UCAAACAGGUGAAUCUUUUGGAAGCAAACAAGAAAAAGACAAUACAAAGUGAGUCAUCAUCCCCUUUAUAACAUUAAGGUUGAUUAUCAUCUUGAUUUCAUUAAUUUGCAAGGAGAAAAACAAUGAAAGAAAUCAUCAAUGACAACAGUUUGGUCAAUGAGAUUGAAGAAGUAGAAGAAGAGGAGAACUUUUAUCAUUCUACAAGUGAUUUGUUUGAAAUUGAUAAUCAAGGAGGUGAAGUGGAAGGCAGUUUGUUUUCCUUUGACUUUCACAAUCAUGGGGAAAAUGAUGUUGUUUAUGUUGUUGUUUGUAACAAGAAUGUUAGUCAGGAGGAAUCAAGCAAGGAUGCUUUGUUUUGGACUCUUAAUCAUGCUGUGAUUAAUCCCUCUUCUACUAUUGUUUUCCUCAUUCAUAUCUUUCCUCAAACCAAUUUCAUCCCUACUCCUUUGGGAAUGAUUCCAAUAGGCCAAGUGAAUGAAGAGCAGAAAGAGAACUACAUGACUCAAGAAAGAAGCAAGAGGAGGCAGUUCCUCCAGAAGUUCGUUGACAUCUGCUCUGCUUCCAAGGUUAAAGUGGACACUAUACUUAUUGAGAGUGACAUGGAAGCCAAAGCUAUACUGAACCUCACUCCCAUCUGCAACAUAAGAAAGCUGAUUCUUGGCACUUCAAAAGCCAAUCUCAAGAAAAUGAGGUCAAAAAGAGGUAACGGAACGAUGGAUGAGAUAUUACAAAAUGCACCAGAGUUCUGUGAGGUUAAGAUCAUAUGUGAAGGAAAGGAAGUUGUAGAGCUGCAGAUGUUUGAAUCUCCAUCUCUCCGAUACUCCGGUGGCAGCCCAAAGUCCACUGAAGGCCAGAUGAAAAAUCUGAGUCAAGAAGUCCAGAAUGAAUCCAUUGGAUGUGGAGGAUGUUUUGGAGUCAAGGUCAUGUCUUAG
Molecule: messenger RNA, 932 nt
Organism: Lycium barbarum (goji berry)
Lineage: Eukaryota; Viridiplantae; Streptophyta; Magnoliopsida; Solanales; Solanaceae
Product: U-box domain-containing protein 36-like
Exons: 4
Coding region: 123-932 (269 amino acids)
Source: RefSeq, a predicted model, not a curated record